AUGAGUGCGUCUCUGUACAGAUUAUCCGCGACUCUCUUGUGCCGGGGCAAUAACCAAGGCACUGCGGCGGACGUAUUUGGCCGCAGAUGGGGAAGUCAGAAUACCUCUUCCUGGGAACACUUAGCGAGUUUGGUAAAGAAGGACAAGGUGGUGGUGUUUAUCAAGGGCACCCCGGCUCAGCCCAUGUGCGGCUUCAAUAAUGCUGUAGUGCAGAUCCUGUGGAUGCAUGGUGUCGAGUACUACGCUGCCUACAAUGUACUGGAGGACCAGGACCUCAGGCAAGGAAUAAAGAAUUAUGCAAUCUGUCCGACCAUCGCACAGGUAUAUUUAAACGGGGAGUUCGUCGGAGGAUGUGACAUUUUACUUCAGAUGCACCAGAACGGAGUCCUUGUGGAUGAGUUAAAGAAACUGGGAGUGCGCUCGGCAUUACUGGAAGAAGAGACCAUCCAGGAAAAGAAGUAAAUUACCAGAACCAAGCACUUUUAUUAUAGACUAGUAAUGUUGAGAGCUUAAUUGGAAGAGUUCUGCUAACACCAGAAAAGCCUUAUACUACAGAGA
Messenger RNA from Bombina bombina (fire-bellied toad), 558 nucleotides. Its product is annotated as glutaredoxin-related protein 5, mitochondrial-like. Bases 1 to 462 code for a protein of 153 amino acids. The transcript has a single exon. The record is from RefSeq and is a predicted model, not a curated record. NCBI's taxonomy places the organism in Eukaryota, Metazoa, Chordata, Amphibia, Anura, Bombinatoridae.